This is a messenger RNA of Capsaspora owczarzaki ATCC 30864, 490 nucleotides long. RefSeq lists its product as hypothetical. The record is from RefSeq and is a predicted model, not a curated record. The transcript is spliced from 4 exons. NCBI's taxonomy places the organism in Eukaryota, Filasterea, Ministeriida, Capsasporidae. The coding region runs from base 28 to 459 and encodes 143 amino acids.
ACUCGCUCAGUCUCCCCCCUGUUCGUCAUGGACAACUCUACAACACGACGAAUGGCUUACCGUGAUCGAAUCCCCGCGUCGUCCGGCGCCAGUCUGACAAACCCGUCCAAUGCGAGAAACGAGCUGUUUGGAACACGAUCGGGCAACGCACCGGAUCGUCGCGCGCUGGCCGAGCACACUGAGCACAUGAUGGAGUCUGAGAACGACCGCAUUGUCGGUCAGCUGUCCCAAAAGAUCCAACUCCUCAAAUCGUUGACAAUCAGUAUCGGCGACGAAGCAAGAGCAGACAAUGCCAUGUUGGAUGAUAUGCACGGCGACUUUUCCAGCACGUCCAACCUGCUUGGCAACACCAUGAAGCGGCUAAAAGGAAUCACCAACUCUGGCAAUGGACGGCUAAUGUGCUAUCUCGUUGCGUUCGUUGUCUUUGUCUUCCUUGUCAUCUAUUGGCUCAUUCGUUGAGGGCUUUGUUGCAAUACAGUAUAUUGAGUGU